Dendronephthya gigantea is the source of this 1832-nucleotide messenger RNA. RefSeq lists its product as uncharacterized. The coding region runs from base 165 to 1331 and encodes 388 amino acids. The transcript is spliced from 5 exons. Lineage: Eukaryota; Metazoa; Cnidaria; Anthozoa; Malacalcyonacea; Nephtheidae. The record is from RefSeq and is a predicted model, not a curated record.
AAAACGUAGUUUAAAAAUGGAUAUUUUUUUGUUUUUCAAUUUUAAUUUUUAAAGACCAGAAAAGGUUCACAAAUUAUUAUAUUAAGCCGAAUCAUACACAGUUUAUUUAUUCACGGUUGUUUCAUUGAAAAAUUUGGGAUCCUAGUUGUCAAAGAUACCAAGCCAUGAAUAUUUCAAGACACCAUGUUGACCAACAACUGUGGUCAGAUCAUGAUAAUCUCUCCUUCAGCUUCAACUUUGUCAAUCAUAUUUCAGAAGAAAAAUACGGUGAGGCUGUUUUUAACAAGAUUUGUGAAGCAAUCUCAAAAUGCUACAAAUCAGAAAUACCAAUCUCGGCACGGCUUUUGGAAAACUACCAGUUAUACCCAAUAUCCUCAAACCAUUCCUUGCAUGAGUUCCUCGAUGAAGAAUCACAAAGAAAUCAGAAUUUCUUAAUUUUCAUGAGAAGAGAUGGUCAUGUACUAGUCAGGUGGUUUGGACCUUUCGUCAAUACUGACCAUCUUGGCAGUAUCGUCGAAAGGGUGACUCGUUCGCAUUUGAUUUUGAAAAAUAUCCGAGAAGCUAUGACUCUAGAACAAGAUGAAGAGGACAGUGAUGAGAAAUUUGAGUCUGGCAAAACUGAUCUGAUGGAAAAAUAUUGGAAAAACGUCAAGGAUAUAUUGGCAAAAAUUGAGGCAAAGAAGAUUGAGUUAAAAGGGUUUGCCUAUCAAGUCUUUGAUGAACCAACUGCUGACAAAUUAACUAAACAGUUGCAUGCCUCGUCAGGAAAAGUGCUGGUCAAGGGGGUGGCCGCGAUAUUGCUUGCCGAGAUUGCCGAAGAACUAGGCAGCAAGAUUGCCGGGAUGGUUGCCACCAAAACUGCAGCGAAAGCUGCGACAAAGGGUGGCUCCACUGGCUUCCACAAAAUUGCUGCAAAGAGUGUGCCUGUCUUGAGUUUGGCUGUGGGCAUCGGGUUUGGUGUGUGGAGGUGCUGGCGAGGGGAUCUAACCGGGGCGGGAUUAGAAGUGAUGUCCGGGGCGGCGGCAUGCAUCCCUGGCUCUGGUACUGCUACAUCGCUUGCAAUCGAUGCCGGGCUCAUUGCAAGAGAUGUGUAUGAAGCAAAGAAACUUGAUGCUGAGGGGAUUGAGCAAUUGAAAGAAGAUAUGAGCAAUCUUGACCAAGGCUUGAAGGAUUUAUAUGACAAUUAUGACAGCGCAAUGGCAGAAUACGAGUUUGUUAAAGAUGUGCUUGAUUUGGGAUUUUGCGUCAGAAAUAUUGACCAUGAGAUUAAGAUUUUGGACAAUGCUGUAAACAUACUAGACUCGCUCUACGAUGAAUACGUUCUCAUGUAGUUUAGUUCAGAAUACUAAAAUUUCUAUUAAGAAAAGUAUGGUUGUAAGUAAUUAAAACAUCAUACUGUACUCCAGUUUCUAGAUAUAUAGAUCAGUGGAAGAGACCACCUGGUUGUUAGUGGAUAAGUGGGGUUAACCAUCAAAACGACCAAUUUAAACUCAUCAUGUCUAAAAUUCCUCACAAGUCUCAUCAAGCAAUCGGUUCACGACAGUUAAUAACUGAUAACUAUUUUUUCAUUCGUAUUCCAAUAUUAAAACAUUGUUCCUUCAUUUUAUUACUUCCCAUGCAAAAGUCAUACUUUUUCAGUUUUCAAAGUUCCGUAAAACUCUAUUCGAAAUAACCUAUUUUAUUUCCUAUGACGUACCGCAAAAUAUUAACAAAGAAAUUAAAAAUAGCCUGUGCUCACUUAUAGCUCUUAGAGAUACCCGGGAAUUGUAAAUAUGUACAAAAUAUUUCAAAUUAAUUCAUGUAAAGUAUGUUAUAUCUUGUAGAAUAUUAUA